Cephus cinctus (wheat stem sawfly) is the source of this 1830-nucleotide messenger RNA. RefSeq names its product radial spoke head 1 homolog. The record is from RefSeq and is a predicted model, not a curated record. The coding region runs from base 428 to 1399 and encodes 323 amino acids. NCBI's taxonomy places the organism in Eukaryota, Metazoa, Arthropoda, Insecta, Hymenoptera, Cephidae. The transcript has 6 exons.
UUCUGAGAAAGAUUUGUACUUUGAAAUUCGAUUCUUUUUACGUAUGUCACACGUGCGAAUAAAGGAAGCAUUAAUACUUUUAUAACGGUCUUGACACUUCUUUUUUCUCACUGAUAUUGAAUUCUUCAGGACGAGCAUAUAUUUUCAACUACUGGAUAUAAGCGAGUCAAGCGUCAGGAUGAGAAUGGAUAAAAUACCGGGAUAUACUAUAUAUCGUGCCUAUUUAUAUUAUAAUCUUUGUACCGAAAGAUUCCGCUGAUACAGAUAUCCAUAUCAUAAGAAUAAGUUCACAUGCCUGAAAAAAAAGUGAAUCAAAAAUGACAUGAUUUGAAAUCGCAUGAUCGAUUUUUGUUCCUUGUUAGACAGAAAAAAAAAAUUAACAUCAGUUACUGAAUAUUAAAAAAUUUCUAUAACAUACAAUACCGUAAUGAUUGGUGAUCCCGGUGAGGAUGGUGAAGAUAAGGGUAAUCCUCUAGGGGAGUACGAAGGUGAACGUAAUGAACAAGGUGAAAGACAUGGCCAGGGAAAAGCUAUAUUACCGAAUGGUGAUUUUUACAUAGGAAACUAUUGUAAAGGUCUUCGGCAUGGCAAAGGACUCUACGUGUUUAGAAAUGGUGCGCGAUACGAUGGUGAAUGGAGACUAAAUGUUAAACAUGGUCAAGGUACCUUUUGGUAUCCGGAUGGAACUCGCUACGAAGGAGAAUGGAAAAGGGAUACCAAGUAUGGAUUUGGAUCAUAUUACUAUUCUAAUCAAGAUCUGUAUGAAGGAUCCUGGAAAAAGAAUCUUCGACAUGGACUAGGUACCUAUUUCUAUGCGUCAACAGGUACCAAGUUCAUGGGUACAUGGAUCAAGGACCGUAUGCAAGGUUUUGGCCAGCUUGUUUAUCCACGUCAUCGUUACCAUGGAUUUUGGCAGCUUAAUUUGCCUUACGGACGUGGAUGCUUUACCUUUGAGAAUGACUGCAUGCUGCACGGAUAUUAUACUCAUAUUCGUGAUCCUGAAUACGAUAAUGUAGAAAAUCAAGAAGUGAAUGAAUUCGAUAGGAUGCCCAAGGAUGCCGAGGAUAUGAAUACUAAAGAGGAUAUAAAUAAAGCAGAAAAGAUACAAAAUAACUUCGAGUCUCCACCACCUUUGAAAAAGGGUGUCCUGUCUCUUUGGCGAGUUCGUCACGUAACUCGAUACAAUCCUGAUUUAUUGCCACCGGAACCAAUUCCGCUCCAGGAAGAGGCAUCCGUUGAUUCCAUUCCGGACAAGUGCAACGAUGACUUCGAUGCUGUACAGGAGGAUCUAGAAAAGCUUGAAUAUUUGCAAUGUUCAGAAUACGAGUACACUGGUGAAUACGGUGAACACGAGUAUCAGGAAGACGACGAAGAGGAUAAAAUUCCACGUCCUGUAUAAGUAAUGUAAUCGUCUCUUAAAGUCAGAUUUGAAUAACAGCAUGAAGAAUGUCCACUUCAUUUAUACCUAUAGUUGUGACAAUUUUAUUUUAUAAUGGCAGGUAGAGAAAUACUAAUCGAGAUAGAAUAUGAGCCUUUAAGCCAUUUAUUUAAGAAAUUAUAAUAACGGAUACGUACAUGUUUUUACGUUGCACGUCUCGUAGAUAAUCUUUUAAACAUGUACUUCGAUUCUUUCUUUCACGCGAUUACAUUGUAAUAAUAUCAUCAAUUUAUACGUAGUAUUAACUUUAAAUGCUGUAUACAAAUGAUCCUUUUACCUUUCUAAGCAAUUUCUCUACGACGUUCCAUGUUCGACUUAAUUAUUAUCCGCCAAUUCCUUGUUAUGCUUACAUAAAUCAUUUGGUUUUCUUGACUUGUUAGAAGAACAAAAAU